AUGGAGCACCAUGAGAUGCAUCCCUUGAAGCGAGGAAGCAUAGGAAUUGGACAGGCUGCACCUGAUCAAAUUGCUAAUGUAUCAAAUGCCUAUGAGCAGUCAAAAAAGAGCGGUUCCACGGACCAGGCGAAGCCCAAGCGACUCUUCAAUUUCACGCAGAUCUUCUUCUUCUCGCUUACAUAUCUGUCGAGCUGGGAGACUCAAGCGCUAAACUUGAGUGCUGUUCUUACAAAUGGCGGCCCUGCGGCUCUGGCUUGGGGGAUUGUUAUCGUGGUAUGCGGUGCAAUGGCUCAAUCAGCAUCACUAGCUGAGAUGGCCUCGAUGCAACCAAUUGCCGGCGCCCAGUAUCACUGGACAUAUUACCUGGCACCUCCAAAUCAGAAGAAAUUCAUUACCUGGAUGCAAGGAUGGGUGACCUGGUUUGCAUGGAUUUCCACACUUGCUGGUGUAGCCAACACCACCGCCACUAUGAUCCAAGGACUCGCAAGCGUGAACUACCCAGAGUAUGAGCCAAAACAGUGGCAUCUGACGCUAAUAAUAAUCGGGAUGCUUAUUGUCGAAGCAUUAAUGAACAUGUAUACUUUUUGGCUCAUUCCGUGGAUUGAGAUGCUGGCAGGCAUUCUGCAUAUAUGUCUACUCGUUGUCUUCCUGGUGGUCUUUACGACUCUGUCACCUCGUCAUACACCAGAAUUCGUCUUUCUUCGCACACAAAGUAGCUCGGGUUGGGCAACUUUUCCUGCAUGGAACAUUGGCUUGCUGACCCCUGUCUGGGGAUUUGUUGGCUUCGAUGGUGCAGUACAUAUGAGUGAAGAAGUACGACGAGCAAAGCAGGCUGUCCCCCGCUCAAUUUUCUACACUGUCAUCACGAACGGUAUUCUGGCCUAUGCAAUGGUGGUUUGUAUGCUCUUUACAAUGGGUUCGGUAGAGGAAGCCCAGAAAUCCAGCUUUCCCAUCAUCGAGAUCUGCCAACAAGCAACUGGGUCCGUAAAAGCCGCAACAGCAAUGGUGAGCGGGCUACUUGUCAUUUCGCUCUCGGUCAAUCUAGCAAGUAUCGCCUCUGUUUCACGGCUGACGUGGGCGUGGGCUCGAGAUGGAGCUCUACCCGAGUGGUUCGCAUUUAUCGACCGGAAACAUAAUGUCCCCAUACGUGCUGUUUGGCUUCCCGUACUCGUCGUCAUGAUUCUAGCGUGUCUGAACAUUGCAAGCUCAGCUGCCUUUGGGGCGUUUGUUGCACUUGGCUCUAUUGGACUCUUCGUGUCUUAUUUCAUUGCCAUUGCUUGCAUGGUACACAAUCGUUUUCAAGCAGAUGCGGCGCCUCUUGGGAAUUGGAAUAUGGGGGUUAUGGGUCUUCCAGUCAAUGUCUUUGCUUUGGUGUAUAGUGCUUGGGUCACGGUCUGGCUAGCGUUCCCAUCUACAUUGCCGGUCACUAGGCAAAACAUGAACUACGCUGCGCCAAUAUUUUUUGUCACUACGUUGUUUGCCUUUUUAUAUUGGUUUAUUAAGGGGCGCACUCGUUGGGAGGGAUUGAACAAAGAGGUUGUCCGUCUAGUUGUUGAAGGGGGAGAACUGCAGCUGAAAUGA
Messenger RNA from Penicillium soppii, 1581 nucleotides. RefSeq lists its product as uncharacterized. Gene Ontology annotation, molecular function: transmembrane transporter activity. Gene Ontology annotation, cellular component: membrane. The record is from RefSeq and is a predicted model, not a curated record. The transcript has 6 exons. Gene Ontology annotation, biological process: transmembrane transport. The coding region runs from base 1 to 1581 and encodes 526 amino acids. NCBI's taxonomy places the organism in Eukaryota, Fungi, Ascomycota, Eurotiomycetes, Eurotiales, Aspergillaceae.